GUCAUAAACAAACGUCAUCAGAAUGUCAGCUGUAGUUGCUGAAACGGGAGAAAAAAAAAUAAACAAAACAUUCGAAAGAAUUUGCCUUUUACCACCAGUCCUACCCUACCGAGCGGUAAUUUCGCGGACAAAUUGUACCGGGCAUGCCGACUGCCACCGGUUGGACGUUUCAAAGCUUACCACCGAUCAACCAAACCAUCCAGUAAAUUCACAUUCAACCUUCUUUGCCGUGCUACACGGAGGUGUAAGUGUGUUGGGCCAAAUUUGCCAGAGAAGGCGGAUUGUGAAAUUCUUUCUAGAGCGUUUCCAAGAUCCAAUUGCAAGCAAUGCAGAAGAUAAAAAUGUUUGUAUCGCGCAAUCUGGUCACGAUCGUGAUGGUACCGUCGCUGAUCGGGUUGCACUGGGCCUGGGAUUCGCUGCAGCACAACAAAGCGCUCGUGUCCGACUACGAGCGCAAAGAUUUGCCGGUUGUCAUUGCAGCGAAAGCAUUGUGGCAGCGUAUGACGAAUAGCCAAAAGGAAUCGAACGAACAGCAGGAUAAAUCGCAGUAGCAGCGAAGCGUUUGCUGCUGGCUGACUGGACAACUGUUUGUUAAUGAUUCUUUUCUUUCUCGUGCAUUGCAUUGUAAUAGAAGAUGCCAUGUAUAGAAUAGAGGCAUGCAUAAGGAUAUAUAAAAACACUUGGUAGCGUUUAAA
Molecule: messenger RNA, 695 nt
Organism: Anopheles stephensi (Asian malaria mosquito)
Lineage: Eukaryota; Metazoa; Arthropoda; Insecta; Diptera; Culicidae
Exons: 3
Coding region: 327-551 (74 amino acids)
Source: RefSeq, a predicted model, not a curated record